AUGGCAUCCUCGAAAACUUUACUUCUUCUUGGGCUUAUGUUCGCUGUUGUCAUCCUCAUCUUCUCUGAGGUCUCAGCUCGUGAGCUAGCUGGAACUACUACUCCACCUAGUCGAGGCGCAGUGUCAUGUAACCGUCCAGGCGCACUGUGCCAUGGCCGUGGAGAAAAAGGCAAUAACCCUAAACCUGGAGGAGAGCAUUGUAAAAAUAAUCCAAGUGUCAGAGAGUGCUAUAAGCAUGGAGGUCAUGAACGUGGAGGAGAGGAAGACCCUAUCCACAAAAGGCAUGGUCAUGAACAUGGAGGAGAGCAUGACCCCAACCAUAACGGCCAUGGUCAUGAAAAGGGAGGAAAGCUUGACCCCAUCCAUGGAGGGAAAGGCCACGGUCACGAACGCGGAGGAGAGGGAGACCCUAACCAUGGAGCCCAUUGUAAACGUGGAGAAACCAAUAGAGCAUGCUACGGGCAUGGAGGUCAUGAACGUGGAGGAGAGGGAGACCCCUUUAACCAUGGCAGCAAAAACAGACCAGGACAACCAGGCACCGCUGAGACCGAAACAAAGAAUUAG
Messenger RNA from Prunus armeniaca (apricot), 564 nucleotides. The record is from the annotation of a GenBank genome assembly. NCBI's taxonomy places the organism in Eukaryota, Viridiplantae, Streptophyta, Magnoliopsida, Rosales, Rosaceae.